Nothoprocta perdicaria is the source of this 1920-nucleotide messenger RNA. RefSeq names its product DNA nucleotidylexotransferase (gene DNTT). Gene Ontology annotation, cellular component: nucleus. Gene Ontology annotation, molecular function: DNA nucleotidylexotransferase activity; DNA-directed DNA polymerase activity; DNA binding. The transcript is spliced from 11 exons. The record is from RefSeq and is a predicted model, not a curated record. NCBI's taxonomy places the organism in Eukaryota, Metazoa, Chordata, Aves, Tinamiformes, Tinamidae. Gene Ontology annotation, biological process: double-strand break repair via nonhomologous end joining. The coding region runs from base 1 to 1542 and encodes 513 amino acids.
AUGGAGAGGAUCAGAGCUCCAGCUGUGGCCUCCCGCAAGAAGAGCCAAAGAGAAAUGCAGUCCCCAAAGCCUCCCUGCAGCUAUGAGAUCAAAUUCAAUAAAUUUGUCAUUUUUAUCGUGCAGAGGAAGAUGGGGAAGACCAGAAGGGCAUUUCUGAUGGAGCUGGCAAGAAGGAAGGGUUUCAGAGUUGAAAGUGAGUUAAGUGACUCUGUCACCCAUGUUGUAGCAGAGAACAAUUCCUACUCGGAGGUAUUGGACUGGCUGAGGGGGCAGGCAGUGCAGGAGAGCUCCCGGUUUGAGCUCCUGGAUAUUUCCUGGUUCACAGCCUGCAUGGAAGCUGGGAGGCCAGUUGAGGCAGAAAUGAAAUAUCGACUCCUGGAACAAGAUGAGUGUCCAGCUGUGAAUACAUGUGAACCAGAAGUGCCAUCAUUUACUGCAAGCAGAGUGUCUCAAUAUUCAUGUCAAAGGAAGACAACUUUAAAUAACUUUAACAAGAAAUUCACGGAUGCUUUUGAAAUAAUGGCUGAAAAUUAUGAAUUCAAAGAAAAUGAAAUAUUUUCCUUGGAAUUUCUGCGAGCGGCUUCUGUGCUGAAAUUUCUUCCAUUUCCAGUGGUCAGAAUGAAAGACAUACAGGGCUUGCCCUGCAUGGGAGACCAAGUCAGAGACAUCAUUGAGGAGAUCAUUGAAGAAGGAGAGAGUUCUAGAGUUAAAGAUGUGUUAAACGAUGAACGAUACAAAUCAUUCAAGCAAUUUACUUCUGUUUUUGGAGUGGGAGUGAAGACAUCUGAGAAAUGGUACAGGAUGGGAUUACGGACUUUGGAAGAGGUAACAGCUGAGAAGACCCUGAAACUAUCAAAAAUGCAGAAAGUAGGACUUCUGUACUAUGAAGACCUUGUUAGCUGUGUAUCUGAGGCAGAAGCAGAUGCAGUAGGCCUGGUUGUCAAGAAAGCUGUGCAUACAUUUCUACCUGAUGCUUUAGUUACUCUAACUGGUGGUUUCAGAAGGGGUAAGAAGAUUGGACACGAUAUAGAUUUUUUGAUCACCAAUCCAGGACCAAGAGAAGAUGAUGAUCUUCUGCAUAAAGUUGUUGACUUAUGGAAAAAGCAGGGCUUACUCCUUUAUUGUGAUAUCAUUGAAUCAACAUUUGUAAAAGAGCAGCGACCAAGCAGAAACAUUGAUGCCAUGGAUAAUUUUCAGAAGUGUUUUGCAAUUUUAAAGUUGUAUCAGCCACGAGUAGACAGCGAGAGUCAGAGCACAUCAGAGGAAUUUGAUAUGGCAGAAGUCAAAGACUGGAAGGCAAUCCGUGUGGAUCUGGUCAUAAGCCCCUUUGAGCAAUACGCAUAUGCUCUGUUAGGCUGGACAGGCUCCAAGCAGUUUGGGCGUGAUUUGCGGAGGUACGCCAAUCAUGAGAAGAAGAUGAUGCUGGAUAAUCAUGCCUUAUAUGAUAGGAGAAAGAGGAUCUUUCUCAAAGCUGGAAGUGAGGAAGAAAUCUUUGCCCAUCUUGGCCUGGAUUAUGUCGAACCAUGGGAAAGAAACGCAUAAAGUCAUUUGCCACUGUACAUUCAUCAUUAGACACCAAUGAUCUUUGUGCCUAAUUCCCAGUCCACAUUAGAGAUAUAGGCUACAUGUGUAUCUAUGGCAGCUAUAUAUUUUUAAAAAUACAUUAGUUACUAGUUGCUAUACAUGCUGAUGCUCCUAGAAAAGAAAAAUUUAAAUUCUUAAAAAUUCCUUUCAAUUUUUUAACUCUGAGUCACUGAAGUUUCAUAAAGUGGAGUAGAACUUGGAGAAUUUUUUUUCAGUGAUAACUUGAGACUAUGAGAUUUUUUUUGCUUGGAGUAUGAACUUACAAUUACUGUAAAUAUAAUGCUUCCUUGUUAAAAUACUGUCAGUUAUGGCAAUAUUUAAAUAAUGCAAGAUACU